CGGCUCCUGGCUCACAUUGCUCGGGCUUGGAGAGCGUGCGGACGCUGUGGGCAAGGCCAGUGCAGGCGACAAGGCAGAGGGAGGAGGCGCGGAGAACGCCGGGUGGCCGGAGCGCUGCAGCCGGCGGCGUCGGGGCCGCGGCCUCGGGCCUUCGCGCGCCUCCUCUCUCUGCUCCCAGGGCGCACGGUGGAGAGGACGCGGGGCCGGCCGCCAUGGAGCCGGCUCCUUCUGCGGGCGCCGAGCUGCAUCCCCCGUUCCUCGCCAACGCCUCGGACGCCUACCCCAGCACCUUCCCCAGCGCGGGCGCCAAUGCGUCGGGGCCGCCUGGCGCACGGAGCGCGUCCUCCCUCGCCCUGGCUAUUGCCAUCACCGCGCUCUACUCGGCCGUGUGCGCCGUGGGGCUACUGGGCAACGUGCUCGUCAUGUUUGGCAUCGUCCGGUACACUAAGCUGAAGACAGCAACCAACAUCUACAUCUUCAACCUGGCCUUGGCCGACGCGCUGGCCACCAGCACGCUGCCCUUCCAGAGUGCCAAGUACCUGAUGGAGACAUGGCCCUUCGGGGAGCUGCUCUGCAAGGCUGUGCUCUCCAUCGACUACUACAACAUGUUCACCAGCAUCUUCACGCUCACCAUGAUGAGUGUCGACCGAUACAUCGCCGUCUGCCACCCUGUCAAGGCCCUGGACUUCCGCACACCUGCCAAGGCCAAGCUGAUUAACAUCUGCAUCUGGGUCCUGGCCUCAGGUGUUGGUGUCCCCAUCAUGGUCAUGGCUGUGACCCGCCCCCGGGAUGGGGCAGUGGUGUGCAUGCUCCAGUUCCCCAGCCCCAGCUGGUACUGGGACACAGUGACCAAGAUCUGCGUGUUCCUCUUUGCCUUCGUGGUGCCCAUCCUCGUCAUCACCGUGUGCUACGGCCUCAUGCUGCUGCGCCUGCGCAGCGUGCGCCUGCUGUCGGGCUCCAAGGAGAAGGACCGCAGCCUGCGGCGCAUCACGCGCAUGGUGCUGGUGGUGGUGGGCGCCUUCGUGGUGUGCUGGGCGCCCAUCCACGUCUUCGUCAUCGUCUGGACGCUGGUGGACAUCGACCGGCGCGACCCACUCGUGGUGGCCGCGCUGCACCUAUGCAUCGCCCUGGGCUACGCCAACAGCAGCCUCAACCCUGUGCUCUACGCCUUCCUGGACGAGAACUUCAAGCGCUGCUUCCGCCAGCUCUGCCGCUCGCCCUGCGGCCACCCAGAAUCCGGCAGCUUCAGCCGUGCGCGAGAGGCCACGGCCCGAGAGCGGGUCACCGCCUGCACCCCCUCCGACGGCCCGGGCGGUGGCGCUGCGGCCUGACCACACCUCUCCCCUGCGCCCCUCAGAGAUGACCACGGAGACUCUGUGGGGUGGAACCACGAUCGAGGACGGGGCAGUAGAGGGUGGGGAGGCUUAGGCCGCUGGAUGGCCCAAGGCCAUCUGUUUUGGAGAAGAGCUGGGGACUUGGGACCAGGUAGUGGCCGUGAGAUGGGGCCUGUGCUGUGUGGUGACUCUGGAUCCAGUGGGGGACGGGUACCUGAUCCAGGCCGCAGGCUGGGAGGGGGUGCAGCUAGCAACUGCAGAAGUGUGGGACCUGCAGCACUGAAACCGGGCCCCCUAAUAGGACCUGUGCAGUGGGCAGAGUCUCAACCUUGGGACAGCUUUGAGUUCUAACUCCCACAGGGCUUUGGGCAUGAAGAUCUGGCCUGGAACCUGAUGAUUUUGCCCCCAGGACCCAGAAGGGACAGUGGUGGAUGGUGGCUUGAAGAGUGAGCUGCAAGCCUGGGUGUGGUGGCGAGGAGCCUCUUGCGGAGGAGGUGGAGAGACAGGACAAGCAGGCUGACUACAGCUCAGGUUUGUCACCAGAUAGAGAGCCUGUGAGCCGGAGGUGGGGCCUCAUGUUUGGCAGAGUACCAGCCCCGAGUUCUAGCAGCAGGUGGGGACUCACUGAGGUCUAGGUCCAAUUUGACAUCUUUAGAAUUAAGGAGAGAAUACAAAAGAAACAGAGAGGGCCUGGGAUUUAGCUCAGUGGUUCCAGCUCCUACCUCAUAAGUGCAAGGUCCUGAGUUUGAUCUCCAGUACCAAAAAAAAAAAAGAAAAGAGAAAGAAACAACAUACCAUUUCACUUGAA
Messenger RNA from Heterocephalus glaber (naked mole-rat), 2142 nucleotides. It is a transcript of the gene Oprd1, whose product is annotated as opioid receptor delta 1. Gene Ontology annotation, molecular function: G protein-coupled enkephalin receptor activity; neuropeptide binding. The record is from RefSeq and is a predicted model, not a curated record. Gene Ontology annotation, cellular component: plasma membrane; neuron projection. Lineage: Eukaryota; Metazoa; Chordata; Mammalia; Rodentia; Bathyergidae. Gene Ontology annotation, biological process: G protein-coupled opioid receptor signaling pathway; neuropeptide signaling pathway.